This is a messenger RNA of Chaetomium fimeti, 1803 nucleotides long. RefSeq names its product Pre-mRNA cleavage complex II protein Clp1-domain-containing protein. Gene Ontology annotation, biological process: tRNA splicing, via endonucleolytic cleavage and ligation. Gene Ontology annotation, molecular function: polynucleotide 5'-hydroxyl-kinase activity. The transcript is spliced from 4 exons. The record is from RefSeq and is a predicted model, not a curated record. NCBI's taxonomy places the organism in Eukaryota, Fungi, Ascomycota, Sordariomycetes, Sordariales, Chaetomiaceae. The coding region runs from base 86 to 1564 and encodes 492 amino acids. Gene Ontology annotation, cellular component: mRNA cleavage factor complex; nucleus.
AAUCGCGAAAGCUCAAAGCUGUUUGAGCUCGAGCUUCCAAUUCCUGUCACGCCCUCCACACAACACUGCAGAUGAAGUAGCGACCAUGUCAAUCCCCGGCCUGGGUCAGAUUGCUCCGCAGCAACCCACAACCUCCACAACCCGCACCAUCACCCUCCGCCCCUUCUGGGAGUGGCGCUUCGAAGUCCCACGCAGCAGCAGCGCCGCAACCACCACCAGUGCCACCACCACCGCCCCCGGCAAUGUCAGCGUCGGCGGCGGCGGCGCGACGGUGCGCCUGACGAGCGGCGCCGCCGAGCGCGACGGCACCGAGCUCGCCCUCAACCGCGUCUACACCUUCCCGCGCAACACCCAGUCCAAGCUGCUCACCUACACGGGCGCGACGCUCGAGGUCGCUGGCGCGUUCGUUGAUCAUGUCGCUCAGUACCCUGCCCCCGAGGCCUCGCCCCAGCUGCCGGUGCUGAAUCUGCAUUUUGCGCUGCAGGAGCUGCGCGCGGGGGUUGGGCGGGGGGGUGGUGAUAAUACGAAUGAUAAUGGUGGUGGUGGUGGUGGUGGUGGGGUGCCCGGGCCGAGGGUGAUGAUCUGCGGGGAGAGGGACAGCGGCAAGACGACGGUGGCGCGGACGCUCGCGGCGCUGGCGACGCGCGCGGGCGGGCAGCCGCUGGUCGGGAGUGUCGACCCGCGCGAGGGCAUGCUGGCGCUGCCAGGCACGAUCAGUGCCGCGGUGUUUGGGACGGUUAUGGAUGUGGAGGACCCGGCUGCCGGGUUUGGCGUCAGUGGCACCCCCAGCAGCGGGCCCAGUGCCGUGCCUGUUAAGCUGCCGAUGGUGUAUUAUGUCGGACGGGAGAGGGUGGAUGAGGAUGUGCCGCUGUGGAGGGACUUGGUGGGCAAGCUGGGCAGCUCGGCGAGGGCCAAGUUUGCGGCGGAUGAGGUGGUUAGGGAGGCUGGGUUGCUGCUGGAUACGCCGGCUGCGAGCGUGGCGAAAGGGGAUUUGGAUAUCUUGAUGCAUGCGGCACAUGAGUUUGCAGUCAACAUUGUGGUUGUUAUCGGCUCGGUUGAGCUACACGCCGAGCUGCAGCGCCGCUUCGAGAAUGAGCGGACGUUACAUGGAGAAGUUGUCACGCUAAUCUUCCUCGACAAAUCCGAUGGGGUAGCAGAACGGGAUAAGGACUUCAUGAAGUUUACUCGCGAAGCCGCUAUUAAGGAGUAUUUCUUUGGCGAUGCCAAGAGGACGCUGAGCCCGUUUACGCAGUCGGUCGGCUUUGACGAUGUGGCCGUGUUUAGGACACCUGAAGGUUCGGGUUUCUACGACAACAAACCAGCUCUCGAGCGCGCCGACAUCUCCGCAGAGAUGUCCCACUGGACCCUUGCUGUCAUGAACGCGUCCGUAAACGACCCGCCCGAGAUAAUCCGUCAAGCGCCAGUCAUGGGAUUCGUAGCCAUCGCCGAUGUGGACGAGGACAGGCGGCGACUCAAAGUCCUUUCCCCCGUUAGUGGCCGCUUAGGAAACCGGCCGAUGGUAUGGGGGCGCUGGCCCGAGCCGUACAUCAACUUGCUUGGGUAGGGAGAUGGGUUCGAGGGCGUAUGGGCUUGGUUGCAUUUUCCGGUGCACCUCUACAAGGAUGGGGGUCUUGGGGGUUCGGCAGCACAACGGCGUAAUGGGGGAGAUGGUUUCGGGCAUGCUGUUUUUGGGAACACUCGGGAUGCAUUCGUACCUGAGUACACACGCGAAUUGUACAGAUUAAUUCUGACCUGCCUAAUCUGCCCUUAGUUUGGUCUUGAGAAACCCCUCGUUUUAUUUAU